AUGUUUCUCUUCUACGGUAUCUGGUGGAUUCUUCAGUUGAGCCGGGUUUAUUACCACACACGCUGGAAGCAUAUAGACUUUCGUUCGUCGCUCAUCUACCCUUGCAGCAAGCAAGGAUGCAAGCAGUCCGUCCAGAGUUGGAUCCAGUUGAUCCUCAUCCUCAUUGCUAUUUCGGUCAUUGUGACUGGCACCAGGCACCUCGACAGCCAAGGGAAGACCAAUAUGCAGAUGAUGCGCACAUGCAUAAUACUUUCUGCAUUUGGUGUCUCCUGCCUGGUUAACAUUACUGCACAGUUCUUUGCCAACAGUGUCCCGCCAGGCCUAGACUACUGCUUCUUCCUCUUUGCGUUUGUUGUUGAGGGCAUCUUGUUUGGCCAUUACGUGUUCAACGAGACAGAGUCGCUGUCAUCUGCCGCUGAGAAUCUAGUCACCUACUGUGCUGUCAUAACGGUUAUUGUGACCGUUUUAGAAUUGCACUACCAAAGUCAUGUCAUCUUUCCUUUCCUGCGGGCGUAUGUCACCUUUAUACAAGGCACGUGGCUUUGUCACAUGGCCCACAUAUUCUGCUCGCCAAGCCACUGGGAGACAAACACUGACAACGUUGAGGUUGUGUCUAUCUAUUUCGUUGUUCACAGCAUGACUGACUUUAUUGCAGUGUGCGUCAUCUGGUUGAUUGUUUAUCGGUUGGCACUCCACGACCGUUGUGGAUGCCUGCCAGUAAACUUAGAUAAAUCGAACGAGGUCUUCCUUGAAAAUCGAGUCCAUUUUGAUUACCACAUUCUUGAUAGGCUGGGCUCAGAUGCAGACUGA
Molecule: messenger RNA, 810 nt
Organism: Acanthosepion pharaonis
Lineage: Eukaryota; Metazoa; Mollusca; Cephalopoda; Sepiida; Sepiidae
Source: the annotation of a GenBank genome assembly